CUGGUGCUGUCGGGCUGCAGAGACUAUGCCAGGUCGGAGAUGCACGAGGCCUCAGCGAUCCUGGUGCACCUGAGCCGUGGCGGGGCUGAGGUCCAGAUCUUUGCCCCUGAUGUCCGUCAGAUGCACGUGGUCGAUCACACCAAGGGGCAGCCUUCUGAGAGUGAAAGCAGGAACGUCUUGACGAUCGCUGGAGGCAAAAUCUCUGACCUGGCUCAGCUCAGUGCAGCCAACCACGAUGCUGCCAUCUUCCCUGGAGGCAUUGGAGCUGCCAAAAAUCUGAGCACAUUCGCUGUCGACUGGAAAGACUGCAGAGUCAACCAGGAUGUGGAGCGGGUCCUGAAGGAGUUCCACCGAGCUGGGAAGCCCAUUGGCCUGCGCUGUAUCGCGCCUGUCCUUGCAGCCAAAGUGCUCAGAGGUGUUGAAGUCACCGUGGGCCAUGAGCAGGAAGAGGGUGGCAAAUGGCCUUACGCAGGGACUGUCGAGGCCAUCAAGGCCCUGGGCGCCAAGCACUGUGUGAAGGGUGUGACUGAAGCUCACGUGGACCAGAAAAACAAGGUGGUCACAACCCCAGCCUUCAUGUGUGAGACCGCCCUCCACCACAUCCACGACGGGAUGGGGGCCAUGGUGAAGAAGGUGCUGGAACUCACAGGGAAAUGACACGGAGCCGGCGG
Messenger RNA from Ictidomys tridecemlineatus (thirteen-lined ground squirrel), 671 nucleotides. The record is from RefSeq and is a predicted model, not a curated record. Lineage: Eukaryota; Metazoa; Chordata; Mammalia; Rodentia; Sciuridae.